AACAGUAACAGUAGCUACAGUACAUGCGCACAGGCAGUAGAGGAGAUGACAGCAGUAGAUCAUGAAGAAGAUGCUCAGGAAUGCUGCCACACCUGCUGAUCAUCACUGAGGAUGAUGAUGGACUCAUCUUAAGCAUUAUACAGCAUCAUCACAUCUAGUCCUUUUCUGAAGGAAGCUGAUGUCUGACUGAGAGCACUACGAUCAGUGAGUUGUUUGGCGCGUGGAUUCAGCAGGGAUCUCACACGCGUCCACGGCUGCGUGAUCGCUCCGUGGAAAACGUGAGCAGAAAGAGGAAUAUGAUUUAAAUCGCAGGGAGAAAGCAAAACCUCAUCAUUCAUCCAUAUUAAAUACGCUUGGAAUUAUCACUCAGGAUCAUUCAGGGAAUCGUCUGGUUUUACACACAAGAGGAUCAUCAUGAUUUCUGCAUGUGAGAAAAUCAAGAAGAAACCUCCCAAAGACAGCCUGACGCUGCUACCCUGCUUUUAUUUCGUAGAGCUGCCCAUUGUGGCGUCCUCCAUGGUUUCACUGUAUUUCCUGGAGCUUACGGAUGUGCUCCAGCCGGCACAGGUGGGAUUCCGGUGCCAUGACCGUUCUCUCAGUAUGCCAUUUGUGGACAGCGGUGAUGAGAUCAUACCUCUGCUCAUGCUUCUGAGUUUGGCAUUCGCUGGUCCUGCUGCCUCUAUCAUGAUGGGUGAAGGUCUGCUGUACUGUAUGCAGUCCAAACUUAAGGUCCGUCCAGGCAAUGAGGGCAGCAUCAAUGCUGGUGGCUGUAACUUCAACUCAUUCCUACGGAGAACUGUUCGCUUUGUCGGUGUCCAUGUUUUUGGUCUUUGUGCAACAGCACUGGUCACUGAUGUUAUUCAGCUGGCCACCGGCUAUCACACGCCGUUCUUUCUUACAGUGUGCAAACCCAAUUAUACCAUCCCAGGUGUGUCCUGCGACAAGAACCCUUACAUCACCAAAGACAUCUGCUCUGGUCAGGAUCAACAUGCCAUUCUGUCUGCCAGGAAAACCUUUCCUUCCCAGCAUGCAACCCUCUCUUCUUUUGCUGCUGUUUAUAUUUCAAUGUACUUCAACUCAACAAUCUCAGAUAGCACCAAGCUGCUAAAACCCGUCCUGGUGUUUGCCUUUGCCAUUGCUGCUGCGUUGACGGGUCUCACUCAAAUCACGCAAUACCGCAGUCACCCCAUCGAUGUUUACGUUGGGUUCUGUAUUGGCGCUGGUAUUGCUGCGUAUCUGGCUUUCCAUGCCGUUGCCAACUUCAAAUCCCCAGAGGACCCUGUUGUCUCGCAACCUCCUCCACUGCAGAAAGAUGCUUUGAGGGCUCUGGCACAGCGGGGUCAUGACUCUGUCUACAACAAGGGACACGCCUCUGAGAGCAAUGAGGAAAUUACAUCGCCAGCAUCUCUAGAUGGGCUGAACCGACCAGUACAGCGUGAGAAAACCUCGCUGGGCAGUUUAAAGAGGGCCAGCGUGGAUGUGGAACUGCUUGCACCCCGCAGCCCCAUGGGUAAGGAGACCAUGGUUACUUUUAGCAACACAUUGCCCCGUGCUACAGCUCCAGAGGAGCCAACCAGACGUCUGGUGACGGUACCUGUACCAAUGGACCCCAUGCGAUCGCAGCAGUUGGUGUCUGAAUGGAAGCAAAAGUCAAUGGAGAUGCGAGGUGGAAGCUUGCCUGAUGAGGAUACAAGCGGGCAGGGAUCAGACGGCGAUGACGAUACCACCACGGAAGAGGACAGCGCACAUUCCUCAAUCUAUCAAACUGUGCCACAGCACCCCAAACCACCUAACCCACCAGCCGGAGCUAAAGUAGUGAUGCCUCCUCGUCCCCCAGGACAGCCUUCUGUCCCUCCACCCGUAUCUCCAAAAAGCGCCAGCACCCGGGCCAAAUGGCUGUCCAUCACUGAAAAGACCGGUGCUAAUAUUCCAGCUAUAAAAGGAGGAAAUCAACCCCGAAUCAUGCAGGUCAUCGCCAUGUCAAAACAACAGGGACUUCUCUCUGGAUCGGCCAAAUCUUCCGAGACAUCAUCCUCUUCGGGCACGUCAUCCGUCACGGGCACGGAGUCGCCCCCCAAUCGCACACCCUCAGAACGUGACAUCAUCACCGUGGAUGCCCACGCCCCCCACCACCCCGUAGUUCGUAUGACCUCUAACCCCAACAACCCCUGGGAGUGGAGAGGAUCUUGUGAUGGAAGCAUGGCCGACUCGUACGAGCUUAAAAACCUCAACCGUGAGAGUUCCCGCAGUUACCGUCACGUCAGGAGCGGCUCUCCUUGUUCGUCCGUCAGCGACGCUGACCGUGCUCCUCCCCAGCCUCCUCACCCACCUCAGCCUCCACUUCCUCCUCAACUUCCACCCAUGGGCCAAACGUCAGAGGGACGCAGUCUGCGCCGUAAGACCCCUCUGGUUCUUCUGGACAGGGAGGGCAGUCAAAACCACACUGAACAGGACAACUACUACAAAAAGAUACAAAGCGGCAGGCAUUUCAGAGAGUGACGGUGCCCUCGAAACGCAUUUAAGAGCACAACUGCAGAUGCGUGGUGGACAUCAUGCAUCAUUCUUGACUCAGUAUUGGAAUGACUGGACCUAUUAAACAAAGACGAUGCUGCUUUACCAUUUAAACAUGAGCACAAUAAGUUUUGCCCUGAAAGCCAAACUACAUUAUCAAAGUGUUUAUUGCAUUUACACAAUCUUCAUAUUCUCAAACGUGCAAGGCAGACUGUAAAAUAAGGUUCGGUUUUGUUUGUACCGCUGCUCUUUUUCAGUUCAUACUUGACUUUAGGAACCUAAACGUGUGGCUGAGUUGAUUUUAUGUGUAUGUGUGUUCACGCACGAUUGUUAAAUGUUGUAGUGAUACAUUGAUAUUAGAAAAUAUUUUAUGGCCUUGUCUGCAGUAACACAGUGAACAUUUCGUCGGCUCUUUAUGAAGGAUGGAAAAACUGCUUUGAGAAAUGUCUCUACUUUCACGUGUGGACAUCUACUGAAGAUUACUGUGUGGUGGAAUAUAUGGAAGCACUUCAAGUAAGCACUUAUAAAUCAUUCGUCUUUCAAUCUCUGUCUGUUAUCAAGAGCCGAACUGGUACUCUUUACGGAAAGUAUUUUCACAGGAUUUGUUGAUCAUGAACCUUAUAAUGGAACAACAAUCGUUCAUUGAAAAACUCCCACUUUUAUGCGUUACAGUGAGAAAUAUUUCUCCAUCUUUUCUGGCGUAACUCACAGAUGAACUCUUUCUAUAAACUCUCUGGGAUUGAUAUGUAAUAGUUAGCGUUUUGUCAUGCUGUUUCCCAGGUGGACUUGAUGCAUGUUAUGUGAGUGUUGUCAAGGUGGAACUUCAGCCUUUUCAGUAAAAUUUGAAAUGUGUUAUAAUGUAAAUGUGCAGCUGUCAGGGCGGAUUGAAUUCUGUGCGUCAGCUCUCUCUUCACGGUGCUCCGGGCUGCUCCAGAAUAUUUUUUUAAGUGGUUGUCCGUAAUGGAUGCUUUGUGCCGUUGAUGCAGUUUAUGAAAAAACAAACAAAAUAAAUGACUAAAUAUAAUAAUAAACAAUCUGCUGUGAAAGAA
This is a messenger RNA of Misgurnus anguillicaudatus (oriental weatherfish), 3560 nucleotides long. Lineage: Eukaryota; Metazoa; Chordata; Actinopteri; Cypriniformes; Cobitidae. The record is from RefSeq and is a predicted model, not a curated record.